AGUAAGCAGAUCUUGAUGCAGCUUGUCUCCGAUACCUGACUUCACAACAAAGCUAGAGCGACACUUCACAUCCUACCGACGAAAAAUAAAGAACAGAAAAAAACAAACUACAUUACUCUGUCCUUUGAAUAAUCACAGAGAGAAAAGAAAUCUGUAGCCGAAUAACCGCAAUAUAUCCCCCUGCGACACUAUUCAGAAUACCAGCUCGCUCACCGGGGUGUUCAGCUCAGAAUAUUUAUAUUUAUUUUUUGAAAAACCAAAAUGAAAACCAAAUUUAUCAAUGGGGUUUCUUCUUCCCCCUCCAUGUCGCUGGGUCUGCUUGUGAACGAGAACGCCCUGCAGGUUCAGCCCGACACCGAGGAGGACUGUAAGGAGCUGGCCCGACUUGACCAACCCGACCUGGACACCCGGCGUAAGGCUUAUCUGUGGUGCAGAGAGUUCCUCCAUGGAGCCUGGAAGAGCCUGGCUGAGGACGAUUUCCACAUCACUAUCAUAAGGGGUGGUCUGAGCAACAAGCUCUUCCUGUGCAGCCUCCCUGACAGCGUGGACACUGUAGGAGACGAGCCCAGGAGCGUCCUGCUGCGCCUCUAUGGGGCCAUCCUGCAGAUGUCCUGUAAUAAAGGGGAUUCCCGACAGUCAAACACAGAAAAUCACUUGCAAGGAGCAGAGGCCAUGGUGUUGGAGAGUGUGAUGUUUGCUAUCUUAGCAGAGAGGGAGCUGGGACCUAAACUCUAUGGCAUUUUCCCUCAGGGCCGACUAGAGCAGUACGUCCCUAGUCGUAAACUGGACACCUGUGAGUUGAGCGACCCCAGCAUCUCAGCAGAGGUUGCAGAGAAGAUGGCCAAGUUUCAUGGAAUGAGGAUGCCCUUUAACAAGGAACCAAAGUGGCUGUUUGGAACCAUGGACAAGUACUUGAGCCAAGUCAUGAGGCUGAACUUCACCAGAGAGUCCCAUCUGCGUCGCUUCAACCGCCUGCUCAGUUACAACCUGCCGCAGGAGAUGGAUAAGCUCAAGUCUCUACUGGAGUCUACACACUCUCCUGUAGUGUUCUGCCACAACGACUGCCAAGAAGGAAAUGUCCUGCUGCUGAAGGGCCGCCAGAGCUCAGACAAACAGAAGCUGAUGCUCAUUGACUUUGAGUACAGCAGCUAUAAUUACAGGGGGUUCGAUAUUGGCAACCAUUUCUGUGAAUGGAUGUACGACUACAACUGUGAAGAGUUUCCUUUCUUCAAAGUUAAUGCUCAGGCCUACCCUACAAAGGCCCAGCAGCUGCACUUCAUUGAAAGCUACCUGCGUGAGUCUGAUCAAGGCUUUGACAACCUGAGUGAGGAGGACCAAAUAAAACUGAAGGAGGAGCUGCACAUAGAGGUCAACAGGUUCUCCCUGGCAUCCCACUUUUUUUGGGGCUUGUGGUCCAUCAUCCAGGCCCGGCUCUCCACCAUCAAGUUUGGAUACCUGGAGUAUGCCCAGGCCAGAUUUGAUGCCUACUUCCAGCAGAAGAAGAUCUGGGCUGUCUAAUGGAGAAAAAUGAUUGGAUGGACUGACAACAUGCUCAAACUUUCCCAAAUUCAUGCUCAGACCUGCUCUCUGCUUCAGCCUUAUUCAAACCAUAUUACUAACAUGAGGGUUACAUUUUGAGCAGGAGAGAGGUGGACUUGGGUUACAGCUAGAUUGGAAAUGUUAACAUUGCAUCAAUGUUUAUGUGUUGAUCAUUCCCUUAUGGAAAUGCUCUGUUGGAAAUAACCAAAAUGUGAACUUCUCUUGGUAGAUUCCUGCUUAGUGAAGCAGCCAGUUGUUAACUAUGUAUAUUAUAUAUAGACCUCAAUGUGCCAGUAAGCUGGCCCUGUCUAUUACUGAUGGACUGACUUGUUGGCUGGUGAAAUCAUGAUUAUAUCGACGGGUCAGAUUGAUGUCUACACUUCUAGAUAUUACACACUUGCUGUUUCUUUGAUUUCCUUUUUAAAUGGUUGUAUUUGACUUUAGGGUUAUGUGGUAUUUUCAGAUAUGUGAAUGGUUGAGGUUCUUUUCACUGGCUGGCUGGUUAAACUCCACCAAAUCAAAAUCAAAGACAUCAAACAUCAGGUGUUUCCAUUACAAUGAGCUCUGGUUCUUUGUAGCUUCCUAACUAAUAAUGCAGUUACACUGAUUGGCUGUGACUUUAUUCAGCCUAUUCAAGUUUUACUGACAGAAGUUUGGUACUUGUAUGGUAUUAUUAUGGAUAACUGUGAUGAGUACAUCCAUUUCUCUGUAUAGUUUACAUAUUGGGUAUUAGGGGUGAGCGAAAAAAAUUGGUUCCCUUCCCUAUUGUGGUAAUGGAUUCGGCGAUGUUGCUGUGUUUUUUUGUUUUUUUUUUGGGCAAAAGUGCCUACUGCCAACUUGCCUCAUCAUCGUAGCUAUAAUCCAGAAUAAUGAUGCAGGCGGUCACAAGAGACUGAAUUUUGCAUAUAUUACGUAUGAAGACAAGUUGUAGCUGUAUAGUAACUCUGUUAAAGGGGCAUUUAGUAAAUAUGGCUUUAUAUGUUUCUAUCAGUGAACAAGACCACCCACUGCUACCAAGAAUUGAGUCAUUGGUGUUAAUCACCUUGUCAAACCCAAGCACACACUGGCUCAUUUUAUGGCAGCUGUCUGCUCGGGCAUGGUAAAAGUCUUACUUCAUGCACAUGUAACAAUGGAAGUCAGCAGGGGAACAGUUAAGUACUGUGAACAGUGUGUGUCAGGCUUACCUCAUAGCCUCUGCUCUUAGACGUUCUCCUAUGCAGUGGGAUAAGAGUUCACAAUUGUUUAAAAUGAGAAAUGGAGACUGAUAAUCCUGCCAUCUCUCACCAAAACUUCCUGAGGCCAGCCUAAUUCUACCUCACCCCAUCAAGUCGUAACUGGACCAACUAUAUUAUUAUCCUCAGAUACACAGAUUUAUCAUCUGCUGCUAAGAGAGCCUCCACUUUGCCGUUAAAUGACACCAUGACAUCUUACAUUUUAGUUUACUGUCUUUGCUUGGUGACUCUUUCAUUUUAGUGAAAUUUUUUUUGGCAUGAUUAGCAUUCUUUUUUCCACUCUGUGUAGUACCAGUGACCACAAGCCAGCUUCUCAGUUCACCUUUACAGUAGCAGUGUCUAUGAGACUUUAUUAGAAAUGCUAACAGCGAAGCUUUCCAUGCUAGACAUCUAUUUUUUAGCAUUUCACAUUCCACACAUUAGAAGGGUGCAGUACCCAGUGAAGAACAGACUAAAAUCGACCUUUUGCAAAGCUCAUCCUUUUAGUUACCUUUGCUGACACGUCUGUCAAGCUUUCCAUGCUCACAUAGCACAUUUGGAAUUUACAAUGAAAAUGGUAGAUUUACCACUUGAAAUUCUUUGUAAAAAUUUUGACAGCAGUAAUGACAACUGUCACUGGCAGAUUUUAUGGGCUGUGACUAGCUAGCUAAUCAAGCUAAUAUAAGCUCCAUGAGUUCAUUAAUAAUACUAUCUUCAACUGACUUAAUUUUCUCCACAUAACUUAUUUUAAUACAAGUAUCCCUGUGAAAGGGGUCUUAAGUAUGCACUUGACAGCUACAUAUAUACAUGUCAUGCUUAAAGACUGAUGCUAAAGCUACAUGUCCCAGGAAAAAAGUCCUUACUAGUUAAUUAUCCAUGUUUAAGCUAUGGAAAUAAAGGCGCAGAAAUGUUCUUGCAUUGCUGUGUAGAGCCAGUUAGUCACAGUGUUGGAAAUAUGAUAAGGAAAAAUAUAUUAUCAGACUGUUUUUCAUUCUAAUAGUCCUUGAUUUGCUGCUUAGUUUAAGUUACAUCCUUGUAUGUCUUUUAAAACAGUCUGUUCUAUAGCUUUCAUUAAGUGUACAAAAAUAAGGCCUCACUGGCUAAUGUUGCUGAAUGGUGAGUUUAAGGCUGUAUUAGUAAAUCUAACACUCUAGACUAAAAUGAGAGCGCUGCUGUCCAUAUGAAUUAAGCAUACUAUUUCUAUAUGAAUCAAAAAUGUUAAAAAUAUUAACUGCACUUGGCGCUUUGCUGCCCUGUCUCUUCAGACAGAGUGUUCCAAAGUACGCUCUGCCACUACAAGAGUGUGGUGCUCUGAAUAACUGAAUGGUGUAUUCCAGCAGUGCUCCCAAUGUACAAAUUGUCCAGUCUGUGCCAUAGAGUGCUCUGCUGCUCCGAGAGUGUGGUACUCUGAACAAGUGAAUGGUGUAUACCAGUAGUACUCCAAAUUUACUAAAGGUCCAGUUUGUGCCAGAAUACGCUCUACCGUUCCAAGAGUGUGGUGCUCUGAAUAACCAAAUGAUAUAAUUUCAAAAGUGCACCGAAUUUACAAAUGGUCCAUCUUUUGCCAGAAUGCCCUCUUGCACUUGGAGUGCAAACUUUCCCAAAUUCAGCAUAGACCAGGACAGAGACUACUAACGCUAGCUAACUCUGAUAGCAUCCAAGAUUAGCUUCCCUCCAGUGGGGAAAUGCUACACAUUUAAUAGUCUAGUUGUAAACAAGAUUUUUUUUUUUUUACUAACCCUGCCAACUAAUGUUGUCAGUGAUAUGCUCUUUUGCCUUGGAAGUAAAGCACCAUUACCAUCCUAUGUUAGGUUGUAAGCUAGUUAGCUGGACAUGCGAACAGUUAACAGCCAACAGUUGUAGUUUAAUGUAUUCCUAGCACUUUUGUUCUUUUUUUGUGGUUUAAAAAGACUUAAGAAAAUUACAUCAUUCUCCAAACAGCACAACAUGGAGAAAUAUUCCAAAGUGGGAAGGGCCUAAUUUACCAAGUUACAAUCACUAAGCCAUGAUUGGACAAUGUACAAUCACUGUUAAGUGGUCAGCGAAAGUUACUUAAAAUGCAUAAUAUCUGCUUUUGGUAGUAUUAGAUAAUACUGUAUGGAAACACUUUAGUGGAUACUUGUUUGUUUGCCACAAAAUCUAUGACUCCAUUCCCAGUGUGACUGACAAGAGAAAAUUGUGCAACCACCACAAAGGCUGACCAUGCAUGUUCAUUCCUGUUCAUUUGUAGCAUCAUGUAUCAGGGUAUAGUCCCUGUCUAACUGAGCACUGGGAUUUAGUGUGGAAGCCACCAAGUGACACUUGUGAAGUGUACAGUAGGCAUUACCUCAGACUUCUUGUAAGAAUGGCUACACUGUGAUCUACAGUGUACACAGAGUUUAGGGAAUUAAGCUGGAUCACAAAAAUAAACACCACAAUAGUCACCUGAUACUGGAAGCAUCCAGAGGUGUUUGAAUGUCUACUUUGGCACUUUUGAUCUGAGGACCAGAAAAAAAAAAGAAGAAUAUACCGUGUACUGGAGUAUUUUCAUGUGUAAACAUUUGAUGGGUUAUUGAACUGUGACUGUUGUAUAAAUGUUAGUUUUAUUUACGUACAAGUCUAUUUUAUUGUAUAUUUCAUUGUUAUAUUUCCUUUGGAAUGUGUUUAACCUAUAGUUUUCAAUGUAUUUUGAGAAUGGACUAUAGUGGAGGACUAUUCAAAUUUAAAGUGAUUUUGCCAAAUCUUUGCUACAUCCACCGUGUAGCAAUAGUCUUUACUGUGUCUUUUUUUUUUUCAAUACCUUCAAGUGGCUCUAUCUUCUACCUAACAUGAAUUUGUAUUCAUUUAGUUUUCUUUUAUGACUAAAAUGUAUUUGGCCUGUGCUUUCAUUUCAUUUUAUUUCUGUUUCAAUAUUGUUGUUCUUUUCCAUUAUUAUUUUUAUGUUUUUUGUAGAAAAAAUGGACACCAUGAUCUGCAACCAGUACUUUCCAUAAAUGUUACUUACCUUCAGUAUUGCAUAUAUUUGACUAUACGAACUGAAAUUUUGAUAUAAUUGGUUCUUCCAGUAAAAUUGUAAUUUGUCCCCAGUAGAGAACAAGAGAAGAGAAUGAACACCCUCACUUAUGUUUAUACAUGUAAUAUAAUGUAUGUAAAAUUCACUAACAUAAAUAUAGAGGGCCGUGCUAAAAUUAUCCACAUAUAAAGAAUGACAAACUUGUACCUUAUCAUUCUUAUGAAUGUACAUUGUGUUAAUGUAAUACUUAUUUUCUGUCAAAGAAACAUUGUUCUUUGAUAGCACCCACAACUGCACUAUUGUGUGACUCACAAUGGUAACCUUUGCUAUCUAUGCAGCUAUAUUGAAUGCAUAUGUACUCAUUAAGAUGUACUUUGUCAUUAAAAUAUUAUGAGUGAACUGCUGCAGCAUAGAAAUGACCUUGUGGCUGUAAAUUUACUUUUCUGCUUUGCACAAAUAAAAAUUAAAGAGAAAACAACA
Messenger RNA from Epinephelus lanceolatus (giant grouper), 6222 nucleotides. RefSeq names its product choline kinase alpha (gene chka). Gene Ontology annotation, molecular function: ethanolamine kinase activity; choline kinase activity. Lineage: Eukaryota; Metazoa; Chordata; Actinopteri; Perciformes; Serranidae. Gene Ontology annotation, cellular component: cytoplasm. The record is from RefSeq and is a predicted model, not a curated record. Gene Ontology annotation, biological process: phosphatidylethanolamine biosynthetic process; CDP-choline pathway.